CCCGCCGUCUUCCAGGACCAAAGACCGCUGAGGGCUCCAGUCAUGUCGGCAGCUGCUCCGGGGACCAGCAAGGCGGCCCACAGCGAUGUGGCCCCGAAGAAGAAGAAGGGACCCGGCGCCCUGGCUACAGCUUACCUGGUCAUUUAUAACGUGGUGAUGACAGCGGGGUGGCUGGUGAUAGCUGUAGGUCUGGUCAGAGCUUACCUGGCCAGAGGCAGCUACCAUGGGCUCUACUAUUCCAUAGAGAAGCCACUCAAGUUCUUUCAGACCGGAGCUCUUCUGGAGAUACUGCACUGUGCUGUAGGAAUCGUUCCCUCCUCUGUGGUCCUCACUGGUUUCCAGGUCAUGUCUCGGGUCUUCCUCACCUGGGCCGUCACACACAGUGUCAGGGAGGUGCAGAGCGAGGACAGCGUGCUGCUGUUUGUCACAGCCUGGACCGUGACGGAGAUCAUUCGCUACUCUUUCUACACGUUCAGCCUGCUCAAUCACUUGCCGUACCUCAUCAAAUGGGCAAGGUACACCUUUUUCUUCGUGCUGUAUCCCAUGGGAGUGACCGGGGAGCUGCUGACUAUCUAUGCAGCGCUGCCGUACGUACAGAAGACAGGCCUUUAUUCGGUCACCCUCCCCAACAAGUACAACUUCUCCUUCGACUACCACAGCUUCCUCAUCCUCGUCAUGAUCUCCUACAUUCCCCUCUUCCCCCAGCUUUACUUCCACAUGAUACGACAGAGGAAGAAGGUGCUCGGCCACGUGGAGGAGUACAACAAGGUGGAGUGAUCCCUGCGGCAUUCAGAGGGACCUGAUCAAGGAAAACACACCAAAAAAAAAAAAAAAAAAACAACCAAGAGAAGAGGAACAAAAAAAACAAAAACACGUCCACUUAUCCAAACACUAAGCCCCCAACCAAGUUUUUUCAAAAAACUGCCAGAACUGACCCUGGCAUUACAAUCCCAAAUUUAUCAAGCGACUUUAUUUUUUUAAAGCUGUCGUCUGGGUCGUUUAAGAUGUUCACACAAAAAAAAACACAACAUGAACGAACUGCUUUUUGUUUUUUGUUUUGUUAUUAUUUUUAUUUAUGAACAAACUGCAGUUACUUUUCUUCGGAUACACUCGAGCUGCCGUCUGAACGCUGAACAGAACUCAGUCACAGCAACGCAUUGUACUGAACCACGCACUGAUAGAAUCAAUAACUUCCUUUUUUUAAA
This is a messenger RNA of Scomber scombrus (Atlantic mackerel), 1205 nucleotides long. RefSeq names its product 3-hydroxyacyl-CoA dehydratase 2 (gene hacd2). Bases 43 to 777 code for a protein of 244 amino acids. The transcript is spliced from 7 exons. Gene Ontology annotation, molecular function: 3-hydroxyacyl-CoA dehydratase activity. Gene Ontology annotation, biological process: sphingolipid biosynthetic process; very long-chain fatty acid biosynthetic process; fatty acid elongation. Gene Ontology annotation, cellular component: endoplasmic reticulum membrane. NCBI's taxonomy places the organism in Eukaryota, Metazoa, Chordata, Actinopteri, Scombriformes, Scombridae. The record is from RefSeq and is a predicted model, not a curated record.